AUGAAUACGAAGGUUCUUUUAAACUUAAAAUCUUCGAUAGUUAACUUGUGUAUGAAAAACUACUUACAUAAUAAUGUAGCCAGCGUUACAAAAAUACACAGAGACCUUUACACAAGAAUGUAUCCUACUAAAGUUGUUUUACCUGAUGGAGCUUCAAUUAAUAUAAGAUACCACGAACCCAGGAAAAUUAUAAAGCUUCCCAUAGAUUUGUCCAAAUUAUCUGAAGAUGAGAGAAAAUUAAGGUUGGAAAAGAGAAAGCCAAAGAGGAAAGUCAAAAUAGUUGAUGAUAUUCAAGAUGACUACAAUGCUAAGAAAUAUUUAAAAUAUAUCAAGAAAAAGUGA
This is a messenger RNA of Spodoptera littoralis (African cotton leafworm), 342 nucleotides long. NCBI's taxonomy places the organism in Eukaryota, Metazoa, Arthropoda, Insecta, Lepidoptera, Noctuidae. The record is from the annotation of a GenBank genome assembly.